Chaetura pelagica (chimney swift) is the source of this 1080-nucleotide messenger RNA. RefSeq names its product heat shock transcription factor 2 binding protein (gene HSF2BP). NCBI's taxonomy places the organism in Eukaryota, Metazoa, Chordata, Aves, Apodiformes, Apodidae. The transcript is spliced from 8 exons. The record is from RefSeq and is a predicted model, not a curated record. Gene Ontology annotation, cellular component: cytosol.
AUGCAGAGGGGUUAUAGGAUUUGCUUUAGGCCAGAGUGGCAAAAACUAGAAGACAGUCAAAGAUGUCUUUGGUUGGUCGCUUGUUUGUUUGUUUGUUUGUUUCAGUAGGUUGAGACCAAAGAGGAGUUUGUUGAAAUAAAAAAGAGGGAUUUGGAAAGGCUGACAACGGAGGUUAUGCAGUUGCGGGAUUUCUUACCCAAAAUACUAAAUGGGGAUAUCCUGGCGACAUUCCAGAAACUGGAAGCUAUUGAAUCAAACAUGGAGAAAAAGGAGGAGGAAAUAGAGCAGCUGAAAAUGGAUUGUGAACACUUCAAAGCCCGUCUGGAAACUGCCCAGGCAGAUUGUAUGAGAGAGAAGAAGGAAAAACUAGACCUCCGCCAGCAGCUGAAUGAGGCAAAGCAGCAGCUCCUGCAGCAAGCAGAGUAUUGCACAGAAAUGGGUGCAGCAGUGUGUACAUUGUUGUGGGGUGUAUCCAACAAUGAGGAAGCUGUUAAAAGCAUUCUAGGAGGAAGUAAAGCAGUAAAGUUUUUCACAAUCACUGCACAGACCAUGGAGAGCUUUGUGAAGUCAUUAAGUGAAGACAUGAAACAGCAGGAUUUGGAUUCUGAUGAAAAUCAGUUUGUAUUGGCUUUGGCAGGGAUUGUAACAAAUGUGGCUGCGCUGGCAUGUGGCCGUGAGUUCUUAGUUAGUUCAAAUUGUGAAUUACUGGACACAAUGAUGCACCUCCUGGGACACAUGAAGCCAGGACUCUGUACCAAGUUUAAAGUGCUAAUGCUAAUGUCACUUUACAAUGUGAGUAUCAACUUGAAAGGCUUGAAGUACAUCAGUGAAAGUCCAGGUUUUAUUCCUUUGCUUUGGUGGCUAUUGAAUGACCCAGAUACAGAAGUUUGUCUUCAUGUUCUGCGGCUCCUUCAGUCUGUGAUUCUGGAGCCAGAAGUAUUAGCCAAGUCAGCCUCGGAGAUGCGUGACACUUUGCCAUUUCAGCGUAUCCUUGCCCUGUCAAAGAGCCGCAAUGCAGAUCUGCAAGCACUUGCGAAAGAACUACUUGAAGAUCUUAAAAUACUUGAGUAUGAAGCAUAG